AUGACUUCUUCGAAAAAAGUAAUCACGCUCGUAUCGGCCGAAGGAGUUUCCUGUACUGUUAACCGAGAUGUAAUUUGCAUGAGUAACGUCAUUAAAAACAUCCUCAACGAUAUUGACGAUGAAAGCGAGCCGAUUCCCUUGCCAAAUAUAAAGACCAAUGUUUUAAAUAAGAUAAUCGAGUAUUGUAAACAUCAUUAUAACAAUCCUCCGUCGCAAAUUCCACAACCUUUAAAAUCAGCACAACUCAACGAAGUUGUUUCCGAGUGGGAUUAUGAAUUUGUCAACGUCGAUAAGGAAUUCUUGUUCGAACUAAUCCUCGCUGAGAACUUUUUGGAUAUAAAGCCUUUAUUGGAUUUAACAUGUGCUAAAGUUGCUUCUAUGAUCAAGGGUAAAACCCCUGAACAAAUUAGACGUGAAUUCGAUAUUGUCAACGACUUCACACCCGAAGAAGAAGCUAAAGUUUGUCCACAUACUCAUAUUUACUAUCUUUAUAUAUAUAUUAUGAGAAUUAUGAAUUGA
This is a messenger RNA of Theileria annulata, 519 nucleotides long. RefSeq names its product sulfur metabolism negative regulator, putative. The record is from RefSeq and is a predicted model, not a curated record. Gene Ontology annotation, molecular function: cullin family protein binding. The transcript has 4 exons. Lineage: Eukaryota; Apicomplexa; Aconoidasida; Piroplasmida; Theileriidae. Gene Ontology annotation, cellular component: nucleus; cytoplasm. Bases 1 to 519 code for a protein of 172 amino acids. Gene Ontology annotation, biological process: SCF-dependent proteasomal ubiquitin-dependent protein catabolic process.